AUGUCUACACCGAAGAAGAACAGCAUCUGCAUCACGAUGCUUAACGUGAAGACUGACUCGAGGGCCCUCGAGCAGGUUGGAGCAGACUUGCAAUAUGAGGACUCGGAUGCGUUUGAGAGCUUCUUCACGGAAGAAGUUAAUAAUUCUCAAGGGCCAAUUCUACUUGGCAUCGAGGGCUGGCAAUUUUGGACUGACGGGAUGCUCAGAAAAGUGUUACCCAAUCUACCGCCUCCCACAUAUCACCAGAUGGGCUCUCAAAAAUCGGCAGCCACGUCCCUUCCAACAAUGGACCUUGGAGGCUCAGAGACCAGUUUUGUUGUCAACUUUAUUGACAUGGUUGAGUUGAAACAGCUCAGUCAGACUAGAAGGAAAGUUAUGUGCCUCGACGAUUCACGUGCUGCCAAACCUGUGCGAGUGUUUUAUUGGGCCUGCGAGGCCGGGGGUAUAAACUCUCACCCAGAUCGACCGAUUAUUGUUGUUUGCGUUGAGACACGAGAUCCAGGACUGGGCUUGGAGCAUCGUCUGGAAAAGGAACUGGAGAAUCAUCUGCUGUUCAAUCAACGUCGCUGGGAUCGACUUGAGCAAUCACUUCAUUGGAUUGCUGUCGAUCUAUUUUUCAUCUAUAAUAGAUGGGACGAGGUGUUGGGGGCUAUCACAGACACUGUGGCCAAUACAGAUAUACUGGUGUAUCUGAGGUCACUACCAACCAUGAUUCUAGCUAGAUCGAUCCACCGAAACAUUGGAACAUUGAUUGAGUUGAGUGAGUACAUCUAUCUCCAUGAAGCAGUAAGCCAGCAGAUCAAAGAUGCGGUCGGCCGCUCUGCAAACCAGAAAGCGAAAGAGCAAGAAGGAAAUCAAGCACCCCGACAUCUCGAAAAACGUCUCGGCGAGAUUGAACUGCACCUUCAGCACGUCAAGUCAACAACAGAGAUCAUGCAAAAGCAAUUGGAGAACCUGCUCGCACUGGCUUUCAACACCGAAACAAUCGAACAAGGACGAACGGUCGCUCGAUUAACUGGCUUAGCGUUUGUCUUUGUGCCCCUGUCCUUCGUGGCUGGUUUGUUCGGCAUGACUACAAACAACUGGAAAAUUAUCUGGUACACUCCAGCUGCCGUUGCAUCUCUCAUUAUCACUGUUCUGGCUGCUUUCUUUAGCCAUCAGGCAAUAGAUCUGUGGGACAGAUAUCAUCACGAGGCCAACCACAGCAAGCUGUCAAGGUUAUUAAGAGCAAACACGCUUGACUUUGAUAAGGAAGCGGCUAGGUCUUCCGUAAAGCAGUCUACCCGAGAGGCUAUGAUACGUUCAGUCAAGCAGAAGCUGAGCCGUAAAAGCAAUGUACUGCUUCAGCGACCUGAAGCACAUCCACCACGCAAGGAUCAACAAGUUAUUGAAGGUUUCGCCGAACCGCCACACUUUCUAGGAAGCCACACACAGAAGCCUGACUUGCCUUCUCCGAAAAUUGCCAAUGAUCGAGAAUCGGGGCAACAAUCAGCAACCAAGCCACCAAAUGGCAGUAGAAGAGAUGUAGGAGAGCUUACAAAUGACCUCGAACUUUUCUCUGUGCAGCCACAAAGAGAAGUUCCAUUCGAAAUAAUGAGCUAUGGUCCGGAUUCUAAUGUCACAUUUCACAUGCGCCGAACAGCUGAGAUUCAAAGUACUAUUGAUCGCAAGCUUGAGAUUGUCCAAGGCUUCAAUCAUUCUAAAUCUAAUCGCAACCGAGAGACAUUCAUGACACGCAUCAACUAUGGCAUGCGGCUCAGCGAUCAACACCAAGCGGCCAAGCCAAGUCAGGUCUAG
This is a messenger RNA of Pestalotiopsis fici W106-1, 1797 nucleotides long. RefSeq lists its product as uncharacterized. NCBI's taxonomy places the organism in Eukaryota, Fungi, Ascomycota, Sordariomycetes, Amphisphaeriales, Sporocadaceae. The transcript has 7 exons. Gene Ontology annotation, cellular component: membrane. Bases 1 to 1797 code for a protein of 598 amino acids. Gene Ontology annotation, molecular function: metal ion transmembrane transporter activity. Gene Ontology annotation, biological process: transmembrane transport; metal ion transport. The record is from RefSeq and is a predicted model, not a curated record.